Molecule: messenger RNA, 769 nt
Organism: Bactrocera tryoni
Lineage: Eukaryota; Metazoa; Arthropoda; Insecta; Diptera; Tephritidae
Exons: 3
Coding region: 86-736 (216 amino acids)
Cellular component (GO): nucleus
Source: RefSeq, a predicted model, not a curated record
CGCGAAUUUAUUGCAAAAUUGAAGGAAACAUUAGAAAUGGGCAAGCAUAAAACGCCAAGGCAAGACGAAACUUUUUUUAAGUUUUAUGGAGCAGCAUCCUGACAUUGCCAAAAAUUAUGUCAAGGGCGACCGAGUGGCAGCGGAGGCUCUUUGGGCAGAACUGGCCAAAGAAUUAAACAGCCAAGGACCACCACAAAAAGAUAUCAACGGAUGGAAAAAGGUUUGGUCGGACUGGAAGGGCUGCGUACGCAAAAAAAUUGCACACAACAAAUCGGAGACAAGAGCUACCGGCGGAGGUCCCUUCGACCAAUUUGUCUUAAGCUGCACUGAGGAAAAAAUUGCAGAACUUUGCGGUCUUUAUACUUGUGUAGAAGGUAUUCCACAAAGUUCCUCAUUCGGUGUACAAUGCGACAAUAGCAAUGAAUCAUCUGAUGACGAAAAUCCCACACCGAGUACUUCAGCGGUUGCAACAAGAACGCGAAGACCAAAUUCAAUGCAAGCAUGUAUCAAAGAACACAUGGCCACGGAAGCAGGUGCGGUUGAUUGUAUAUCUGGAACGUUAGGGAAGCUCCUGGAAAGUUUUGAUGACACCAAAAAUAUUUUGAAAGAUAGCAAUGGUGCAGUGAUAAAAUCGAUGGAAAAGUUAUGCGAUCUCAUUUCAAUACAGAACUCUCUUACCGCAGAACAAAAUGAAAUUUUGCGUCAGCAUAAUUCCAUAAAGGAGAGAAUUGCGUAAGAAAAAAGUGAUAUGAAGAAACGCAUGUUGGAG